AUGAAUGAGCUCAUGGUAAUCACUGCUCAUCAAAGUGGAUCAGCAAUGGAAGCAUGCAUUAACUGCCCUGGAGUUUCUAAGUUACAUCAAAAAGAUAUCAGGGUACUACAUAAGUACUUCCAAUUUUUGAAUGUUUGGUUGGAUUCUGUCAGGGAAUAUUCCAUGUCAGAUGGGGCUCACUAUGAAAUUGGAGUUGACAGAAAACUCUCUGAAUUCAUUCACCAGGUCAGGACAACAUUGGGAUCUUCCCUGGCAAAUUUGAAAUUGAACAUGUAUGAAUACUCUGCUUUCAAGUUGUUUUGCAUCUGGAAUCUGAAAUUCCACAAAACCUCCACUGCUCUGAAAAUUGUUGCUCAAGAGCACUAUGAAGGAGUUUGCUCCGCGCUGAGAAACUAUUAUGAGACACAGACAAAAAUGGACGAUUUUGAAAUUGCAAUUAGGAUAGGGGAUAUUACUUUGCAAAUUGUUACUGUAUCGGAUAUCUAUCACGACUUCAUCAAGCUAUUGCUCAAUUCUGGAAUAUCUAUUUGA
Molecule: messenger RNA, 531 nt
Organism: Caenorhabditis elegans
Lineage: Eukaryota; Metazoa; Nematoda; Chromadorea; Rhabditida; Rhabditidae
Gene: nhr-259
Product: NR LBD domain-containing protein
Exons: 3
Coding region: 1-531 (176 amino acids)
Source: RefSeq, marked reviewed